GUAUGUCAAACUGCUGUCAACUGGCUGUGAGGCAAAAAUAGCGGGUUUGUUUGUCGGAAAGCAGUUGUGUCGAUUGUUUUACGUGCCGUGAUUGUUGCGAAAAAGAAGGUGUAACAACCCAAUCGGGAAGUUGACCGCAAGUUCCCCCCCACAGUGCGUUAGGUUGGCCAGUUCGAUAUACGGACAAGAGCGCGAAAGGAUGGCACAACCGGCACCGCUUGGUCUGGACGUUACCGAGCUAAAGUUUAAGCUACAGAGCAAGGUUCCCAUCUUCAAAGGCGAUGGGAAUGCAAAGAACGGCUGCAGUCUGCUUGCCACCGCCAGCGUCCACGGGCUGGUGUUUGCCGGCACGGUCGGGGCGGAGUUGCGCGUGCUGAAGCUGCCGGACAUCACCGCCGACCGGGUGAUCAAUGAGACUGUCCCGCUGCGCACCGUUCCCCUGCCCAGUGAACCGUACCAGCUGGCGGUGAGCUGCGAUCAUGGCAUGCUGGCGGUAGACGUCGUGGCGAACGGUGUACCGUUCGUGUACAUCUACUCCGUACCCUCGUUUCUGACCGGGUCGAUCGUGAAGCUGGCGGAAAUCAAAACGUCCCCCCAGCCCGCCGUAAGAAGCACGCAGCUGUGCUGGAACCCGGUCAUGCACAACGUGCUGGCCGUGCGUACCGAGGCCGGUGGACUUUCCGUGUACACACUGAAGGAACCGACCGGGCUGGAAUUUCACUCGCUCGACGCCAACAACCCGGCCGAGCGGGCCCAGUGUGCCUGCUGGAGUCCGAAGGGCAAGCAGCUGGUGGUGGCGUUCGCCAACGGCAAGCUGGUACAGUACAAGCCCGACCUGAAACCGGCCCGCACCAUCGUCUGCCCGCCCGGCGUGCUCGAGGGCGGUGGCGGGUUCGAGGUGCUAGCGGUCCAGUGGCUCAGCACGUACCAGUUUGCGGCCGUGUUUAUGCCCCACGGGGACGACACCGUGCCGGCCCUGUUCAUCGUGAACGCACCGAAAGCGGGCAGCCCGGUUUUCAUCAACUACGACGACAUCUGCUACAGCCAGAGCGGACCGCGCAGGGGCCAGGUGUUUCUGCAGCACAUACUGCCCUGGAACUUGUUGCUGAUGGCGUCGGCCAACAGCAUGGAGGUGGGCAUACUGGGCACGACCGAGAGCGGCGAAGCGCCGACCUGGUGCCAGUGGACGACGACGGACGAGGCGCGGGCGGAGCUGCCGCUCACGGCGGACAAGCAGGAAACGUUCCCGAUCGGGUUCGCGCUCGAGACGGGCUGCACGCACGAGCUCGUGAUCGGCGAGCAGACGUUUCCGGUGAUGCCGAUGAUCCAUCUGCUGUCGACGUACGGGCAGCUGGUGUCGUUCAACGUACUCAACACACUGCCGAAUGUGCCGAACAUUUGCUCGCCGCCGAAACCGGUCCAGGACCUGACGGGUGGUGCGUUUGUGAAGAUCGAUAUGGGACAGGCGGCACCAACACAACAACAGCAGCAACAACAGCAGCCAAAAGCGUUCCCGAGCAUGAAUCAAAACGUACCAGCAGCAGCAGCACCACCGCCUUCGUCGGAAAUAUCAUUCGCCGUACCGAACGGGGCCACAUCGACGCCGGCAAUCGCCAAGUCGAAAUCCUUCUUCAAUGCAGGAGUCGGUGCGGAAGCGGUACAAAAGUCGCCCAUCAAUUUGUUCGGUGGCGCCGGAGGAACGUCAGCACCGGGGCAGCAGCAGCAGCAGCAACCGAAACCGGCAGCCCCCGCCAUAGCGCCAACAUUCGGCAAACAGAUCACUUUUGGAGCGUCACCCGGCGCCGGAAUGCAGCAGCAGGGAGUCGGUGGCGAAACGAAACCUUCACCUUUUGCUGGCUUUUCUACCCCAGCGGGUGGUGGUGGUGGCGGCGGCGGUACGACAUUUGGCGGUGGCACGACUGCAGGAGGACUGCCGACCAUGUCGGCACCACCCUUCCAGGCCGCAAUGGCCGCGAUGGGACCGCCGCCGCAGCAGUCAGCAUCUUCCCGACCGAGUGCAGACGCCAACAAACCGCUCGUUACGGUUCCCCCCAGCUACGUGCCAGCGGUCCAGCAGCAGCCGCCCAACAAUGGCAAUGUGGCGGCCCGCCCACAAACCACCGCUGCCCCGAAAAGGGUGGACUUUUCCUCCGAGGACAAUAACGCCAUCAUUCGCGCCCUUACCAACGACGAGCUGAACCGGUUUGCGCGCGAGCUGACCGAGCUGCAGCGCCGCAACCGGGCACUGAGCGUGCAGAUCGGGCAGAAGGAAGAGUCCGCACAGAUGAUACGCAGCUUGCGCGAGCUGGAGGACAUCAUUGCGCAGGCGAACGAAAGCACGCAGUCGCUCGUGGCGGACGUGCAGGCGCUCCGGCUCGGGCUGAACGAAGCGUUCGCGAUGGUGGCGGAAGCGAACAGCAAGAGCGCCAGCUACAACAACCCGACUGUGCACCGGUACCAGGAGGCGCACGGCGGCCUGUCGCAGACGAGCCGGCGCCAGCUGAGCGCGCUCGAGAACAUGCUGCAGGUGAACGAGAGCCAGCUGCGCACGGUCACGAAGCAGCUCGAGGCGCAGUGGAUGGGCCUGGAGGAGGCGAAGCAGGCGCGGGCCAAGCAGCGCAUGCACAUCCCCUCGCUGGAGGUGCUGUACCAGACGCUGUCCAAGCAGCAGGACAUUCUGAACCGGCAGGGCGAAAAGCUGGCCGUGCUGAAGAGCAAACUGGGGCUGCGCAGCAGCGUAAAGGGGCUGGAGGAUCGUAACAAAAGCGUAAAGGGCAAGCAGCAGCUUGGUGGAGGUGAUGCAACGGACACAUCCGAGAGUGCGAUCGAAUCGCUGACGGAUUCAAUCAUCUCGAUGACGCUCGGCGAUCAGGUGGCGGCCGACACGAAGAAGCUAAGCGAGGGCAAGCUGUCCGCACUGAGACGCGCGCUAAUGGGCAGAAAGGUGGUGACGGUGAAACCGCAGCGACCGGACCGGGUCGGCCUUAGCUCGGAGGUUGUCCGUGAGCAUCGCGAUCAGGUGCGCCGCCAGGUGGUGAUGGUGGAGCAGGAAAAGCAGGCGAAAGUGGCGCAGAAGGCGGCGGCAAGCAAGGCGGAGCAGAGCAAAGUGCAGCAGCAACGCAGCAGUGCCCCACCCCAACAGCAGCCCGCCGCUCAACCGGUGCAAUCGCAAUCCAAGCAGCCGGUUGGCAACAAACCGAUGGCAACGGCACCGGCUAAUAAAGCGUUUUCGUUCGCCGUUCCAAGCUCUGGCGCUGCAGCGCCACCAUCCGUUGGAAGCUUUUCCUUUGGACAAACCACAAUUACACCGAUGAGUGCUGCGGAAAGCAACGCCGCGAAGCCAACAGCAAAUGGGGGAAGCAUCACAAGCGGGCUGACUUUUGGCACACCAGUUAAUAAGGAAAGCGGUGGCGAUAAGGAGAAAAAGGAAAGCACGAUAUCCAGCUCCAGCGGUAAGGAGAACAUCCCGGUCAAUGCUGCUCCGGCCGCCGUAUCAAAAGCUCCUGCUUCCGGUUCGUUCAGCUUCGGAUCGGUCGCAUCGGCGGGUACCUUUAAACCACCAUCGUCGGAUUCAUCCGCCCCUGCCGCCCCUAAGCCGGUGUUUUCUUUCGGCAAUUCGGGUACGGGCAGUAACAGCGGCCAACAGUCGGGACUUACUUUCGGUUCCAUACCGAAGCCAAACUUUUCCUUCGACGCACCAUCCACCACCGCUGGCAGCGGUGGUCUUUCCUUUGGCCUCGCAGGAUCCUCCUCCGCUUCCGAGGGGCCACUAAGCCUGGGCAAACCGAAAGCAACGGCCACUGCAUCCACUGCGAACGAAAACGUUCCUCCGCCGGUUGAGGAGGUGCAGAAGGACAAACCGCUGCCACCGUCGUUCGGGCCGGUUGAGCCAGCACCGGCCACGAAAGCGCCCCUGCCCGCUCUUACAAGCCUGCUGCAGAAGGUCGACUCGUCGGUGGAUCUUUCGGUGAAGGGUGGUGGUGGUGCUGCAGCGGGCGCAACGUCCCAACCCAGUAAACCGGCCGGCGGUGGCCUGUUCGGUAGCAUUACCGGCGGAACGAGUAGCAGCUUUGCAACGGGUGGACUGUUUGGGAGCGUUACGAAACCGACUGCCCCGUCCGGAGCGAACAAUAACGCUUCGGCGAAUGAGGAAGGAGGCGCCAAACCGGCAGCAUCCGGUGGAGGAUUGUUUUCGGGGCUUUCGUUCGGUUCGCUGUCCGUAACGCCGAGUAGUGCGGGUGGUGAUGCUGCUUCCGGCGGUUCGCUGUUUGGCAGUGUGAAACCAGCCAAUGGUGCCGCUACGGGUGGAUUAACGUUCGGCGGUGGAAGCAGUUUCGCAUCGUCCGGCUUUGGAGUGGCCAAAUCUUCGACGGAAACAACGGCGACCGUAGCUUCGCCAGCAACCGAACCGGCAAAGACAGCAGGGAAGGAAGAAUCGACGGCAACUGCCACUGCCACCACUGGUUUUGGCUUUGGCUCCAUCGCUGCGCCUUCGACCACCUCGACAGCGGCAGCAUCAUCCCCCGGGGGUGGAUUUUCCUUCGGAGGGCUCUCCCUAGGCAAGCCGGUAGUGACGCCCGCUUCAUCGGCAACCGUUUCCACGCCCGCUGCGAGCACUGGCACGCCGGUGACCGCCACUGCAGCACCGGUGGCUGCCACUUCCCCGGCCACAACAACGACCACACCGACGACGACGGCAGCUGCCGACACCACGAGCACACUGUUCGGUUCCAUCAGCAUCUGCUCACCGACUGCGGCCAGCGCGGGGAACAACGCCAAGACAACGCCCUCCAUUACCGGGGGCAACAUAUUCAGUUCGGGCACGUUCGGCGCCUCCAAACCGACAACCGACACGAAAAGCAUCUUCGGAGGUGGUGGUGGUGGUGCUACUGCCACCGCAGCCGGUGGAGCAGCCUCACCCUUCGGUUCACUGGCAGCAUCGCCAGCGCCUGCUGCCGCCUCUUCGGGCGGGUUGUUCGGUUCCGUUGGGCAGCCAACGGCUGCAUCGACCGCGCUUGGCGCGGCUAGCACAACGACCACUACCAGCGUCUUUGGGGGAGGCUUUUUCGGUGCGAGCACAACGGCAGCGGCUGGAACAGCACCCACCAGCACCACCCCGUCGUCCGGUGGAUUCUUUGGCGGUGGCGCUGGAGCCGCGACUAAUUCCGUCUUCGGAUCAAGUGCGGCCUCGACCACGUCCAACAUUUUCGGCAGUGCGGCCUCUGCGACGUCCACCGGAGGCACCGGGUUGUUUGGCAGUGUAGCCGCGAGCAACAGCGCCACACCCGGCGCUGCAGGCGGUUCCAUUUUCGGUGGUGGUGGCGGCGGCGGUGCGUCAGCGUUUGGUGGAGCCAGUGCCGGAGGUAGUGGCGGAAACAUCUUUGGCAGUCCGGUGGCCGCAGCAGCAGCAUCGCCAGCCGGUGGUACGGGUUUGUUUGGUUCGGUUGGCAGCGCCUCACCGGCAGCAGCGGGUCCGUUCGGCAGCCCGCAAACUCCGCCCCAAUCGUCGACCCAGUCCAUCUUUGGCGGUGGAGCAGCAUCCGGCGGUGGUGCAUUUGGUUCAUCGGUCGCCACUGGGGCCGCCGCCAGCCCGGGGCCGUUCAGCAGUGGUGCGGCGGGAACGGGCGUGAACGCGUUCGCUUCACCGACGGGCACGUCGGCGUUCAGUAAACCGCCCGCCUUCGGCGCGACUCCCACGUUUGGCGGGGCGCCCACGUUCGGCGGGGCGCCUACGUUCGGUGGGGCGCCGACCUUUGGAGGGGCGCCCACGUUCGGCAGUCCGAAGGCAACGUUCGGUGGCGGUGGCGUUGUUGGCGGUGGUUCACCGUUCGGGGGUGGCGCAUCGCCCGCCAUCGGAUCACCGGCGACGCAGUCCAACAAUCUGUUCGAGCAGCUCGGUUCCUCGUCGUCCGGCGUGUCGUUCGGUGGGCUGGCGGCCCAGCAACAGGCAAAGCCGACCCAGUUCGGGGGUUCAUCGUUUUCCAGCUGGCGUUCGUAAGGAUGGCGGUUGCUGCUUUGAACGAUCCCGACCGUGGCGGAUACGUUGGCGGAUGUUUUGGAACGAUUUGUUAAAAAGCUUAUCCUUUCUUGAAUGUGUAUUCUAAUGAGUAAAUUAAUGCAACAAACAAUACAAUUUA
Anopheles gambiae (African malaria mosquito) is the source of this 6137-nucleotide messenger RNA. RefSeq names its product nuclear pore complex protein Nup214 (gene Nup214). Gene Ontology annotation, biological process: RNA export from nucleus; protein import into nucleus. NCBI's taxonomy places the organism in Eukaryota, Metazoa, Arthropoda, Insecta, Diptera, Culicidae. The record is from RefSeq and is a predicted model, not a curated record. The coding region runs from base 200 to 5998 and encodes 1932 amino acids. Gene Ontology annotation, molecular function: structural constituent of nuclear pore; protein binding. The transcript has 2 exons. Gene Ontology annotation, cellular component: nuclear pore.